AUGGAUUUCUUUAACGAUUCUAAUUUUUCUCUCGGAGACACUAAUUCAACAACAACAGCUGUAGAUGGGACACUUCUUGGCAGUGCCAUCCUCCCUGUCAUCUUUGGCAUCAUCUGCUUUCUGGGUAUCAUGGGGAAUUGCAUUGUCAUCUACACCAUCAUGAAGAAAACCAAGUGCCGUGCCAAACAAACUGUUCCAGACAUCUUUAUCUUAAAUUUGUCAAUUGUUGAUCUCCUGUUUCUACUUGGGAUGCCAUUCCUAAUCCACCAGUUGCUGGGCAACGGUACCUGGCACUUUGGAGCUGUAAUGUGUACUGUCAUCACUGCGCUUGACUCCAAUAGCCAGAUCGUCAGUACAUACAUCCUCACUGCAAUGACCCUUGAUCGUUACUUGGCUACGGUCCAUCCCAUCCGCUUCAACUACAUCCGCACACCCUGUGUGGCUGCGUUGGUAAUUGGCCUGGUGUGGGGUCUGUCCCUGCUCACCAUCAUCCCUGUGUGGAUGUACGCAGGCCUGAUGCCACUUCCAGAUGGCCUGGUGGCCUGUGCUCUACUUCUGCCUGACCCGGUGACUGACACAUACUGGUUUACACUUUAUCAGUUCUUCUUAGCAUUUGCUAUACCUUUAUCCAUCAUCUGCCUGGUGUUCUUCAAGAUCCUCCAGCACAUGUCCACCAGUGUGGCACCAUUGCCUCCACGGAGUUUGAGGGUGCGUACCAGGAAGGUGACCCGAAUGGCAGUAGCUAUCUGCUUGGCUUUUUUCAUCUGUUGGGCCCCUUACUACAUUCUCCAGCUGGUCCACCUUGGAGUGCACAAGCCAAGCCUGGCUUUCUCCUAUGCCUACAAUAUAGCCAUUAGCAUGGGUUAUGCUAACAGCUGCAUCAACCCAUUCCUUUACAUUAUCCUCAGUGAGACCUUCAAGAGGCUCUUCCUCAGAGCGGUACGCCCAGUUAAUAGAAAGUUUCGUGUGAACCCGAGCACCACAGAUGGCGGAAGUAUGAGUGUGAGAAUGGUACCUGAAGGGGCUCAGCAGGAGCCAGCCUCUGGGGAGAUGAUACCCUCCAAUGUGGCUUCACAGUGA
This is a messenger RNA of Scomber scombrus (Atlantic mackerel), 1080 nucleotides long. It is a transcript of the gene mchr1a, whose product is annotated as melanin-concentrating hormone receptor 1a. Gene Ontology annotation, biological process: neuropeptide signaling pathway. The record is from RefSeq and is a predicted model, not a curated record. The transcript is spliced from 2 exons. NCBI's taxonomy places the organism in Eukaryota, Metazoa, Chordata, Actinopteri, Scombriformes, Scombridae. Gene Ontology annotation, cellular component: membrane; neuron projection. Bases 1 to 1080 code for a protein of 359 amino acids. Gene Ontology annotation, molecular function: neuropeptide binding; melanin-concentrating hormone receptor activity.